Molecule: messenger RNA, 915 nt
Organism: Ilex paraguariensis (yerba mate)
Lineage: Eukaryota; Viridiplantae; Streptophyta; Magnoliopsida; Aquifoliales; Aquifoliaceae
Source: the annotation of a GenBank genome assembly
AUGAGCAAGAGACCUCCGCCAGACCCUGUGGCAGUGCUGAGAGGCCAUCGCGCUUCUGUGAUGGAUGUUUAUUUUCACCCAUUUAAAAAUUUAUUAUUCACCGGUUCUGCAGAUGGCGAGUUGCGUAUUUGGGAUACAGUACAACAUCGGACUUUAUCAUCUGCGUGGGUGCACAGUGCUGCACAUGGGAUCAUUAGUGUUGCAACUAGCCCUUUGCUUGGAAACAACAAAGUUGUCAGCCAGGGCAGGGAUGGGACAGUUAAGUGUUGGGAUCUUGAAGAUGGGGGGUUGUCCAGGAAUCCUUAUCUCAUGAUCCAAACAAAUUCUUACCACUUUUGCAAGCUUUCAAUAGCGAAGAAGCCUUUUAUGCAAGUGAGGCAAGAUGCAGAGCUGAAGUAUUGUGAUAUGGAGGUCAGGGAAAAUGCUGAUGCCCGUAUUAUGGAUGACUGCCCAGGGCAGGCACAAAGAAGUCUAGAGGAAAGUUCCAGAACAUUAAAAGCGAAGAAGCCUUUUAUGCAAGUGAGGCAAGAUGCAGAGCUGAAGUAUUGUGAUAUGGAGGUCAGGGAAAAUGCUGAUGCCCGUAUUAUGGAUGACUGCCCAGGGCAGGCACAAAGAAGUCUAGAGGAAAGUUCCAGAACAUUAAAAGAUGAUGAGCAUGUUGAAGGACCAAAAUAUGUGGCUAUGGCAGGGGAGCAGUCUUCAGAGGUUGAGAUCUGGGAUCUCAAUACUGCCGCAAGGAUUGCACGGUUACCUCAUUGCUCUGGUGGCUCUCCAAAUCAUUCUACCAAGGCUAGAGGAAUGUGCAUGGCUGUUCAAGCAUUUUUACCAUCUGAAUUGCAGGGCUUCUUACAAGUCUUAGCCGGGUUGCUGGACUUGACUUUGAAAUCAGGGAUUGAUUGGAAGCCCCUGUGUUAA